Molecule: messenger RNA, 450 nt
Organism: Lactuca virosa
Lineage: Eukaryota; Viridiplantae; Streptophyta; Magnoliopsida; Asterales; Asteraceae
Source: the annotation of a GenBank genome assembly
AUGGGUCGCGUCCGUACCAAAACCGUCAAGAAAUCCUCUCGCCUGGUUAUCGAGCGUUACUACUCCAAAAUGACCUUGGAUUUCCACACCAACAAGAAGAUCUUGGAAGAAGUUGCCAUCAUUCCGUCAAAGCGCCUCCGCAACAAGAUCGCCGGAUUCUCAACUCAUCUAAUGAAGCGUAUCCAGAAGGGUCCAGUGAGGGGCAUCUCACUCAAGCUACAGGAGGAAGAGAGAGAGCGCCGUAUGGACUUCGUCCCCGACGAAUCCGCCAUUAAGACUGACCGUGUUGAGGUCGAUAAGGAGACAAUUGAGUUGCUUGCUUCUUUAGGUAUGAGUGAGCUUCCUGGGAUUGUUCUCAAGGAGGAUACUCCUUUGGUUUCCACAACGAUACCCGGAGGAUAUGGCGGUGGUCGUGGUGGAUAUGGUGGCGGAGCUGGAAGGAGGUACUGA